Blumeria graminis f. sp. triticale is the source of this 513-nucleotide messenger RNA. The record is from the annotation of a GenBank genome assembly. NCBI's taxonomy places the organism in Eukaryota, Fungi, Ascomycota, Leotiomycetes, Helotiales, Erysiphaceae.
AUGAGGACACUCUCUUUCAGCUGGGCCCCCCUAGCCGCUCUUUGCAUUUCCUUUGUUGUACUUUCAGCCGCAAAUCUUGUUCCAUCACAAAAGUACGAUUGUGGCACUGAAGUUUCCUUUUCUACCAUACAGAUUGAAAGACUACAAAAAAAGAUGCUCAAUACCUACGUUAAAAUCAUUUAUCCAUGUAAUGGCCGAAGAUAUUGUCUUUCAAAGAGGAUUAGAAGUGCCUUUUACCUGGGAAGGGAGUAUGAAUACUAUUCAUUUUUUCAACCGAGUAAUGGUGUGAAAAAUAUCGAAUCGGCUCUAAAACCUCUGGGAAAACAUGCAGAGCAUAAGCGUUACCGGUACUACUUGAUUGUUCAGUAUUAUCCCGAUAAACAGUACAAAAUUAAGGGUGUAAUCAAGAGGAGUAGGCGCAAUCCACAUUGGGAACGUGUUUGCAUCACCUCGAAGGAUAGCAGCGCUGCUCAGAAUUUGUCUGAUCGCACUAUUGAAGAAUCCUUUUCCUAA